Molecule: messenger RNA, 901 nt
Organism: Sinocyclocheilus rhinocerous
Lineage: Eukaryota; Metazoa; Chordata; Actinopteri; Cypriniformes; Cyprinidae
Gene: rbm18
Product: RNA binding motif protein 18
Exons: 5
Coding region: 3-569 (188 amino acids)
Molecular function (GO): RNA binding
Source: RefSeq, a predicted model, not a curated record
UAAUGCAGUCUGCUGCAGAGACUGUGGAGAAUGCCUCCAUCCUGUCAGGGGGCUCGGCACAGGACGGUCAUCGGCUCUGGAUCGGCAACAUUGACCCCAAAAUCACAGAGUACCACCUAGUGAAGCUCCUGGAGAAGUUUGGCAAAGUGAAGCAGUUUGACUUCCUGUUCCACAAGUCAGGUCCUCUGGAGGGCCAACCAAGAGGAUACUGCUUUGUCAACUUCCACACCAAAGAGGAGGCUGAACGGGCUAUUCAGUGUCUGAAUGGAAAACUGGCACUUUCUAAGAAGUUAGUGGUGCGUUGGGCUCAUGCUCAGAAGUUUGAACCCUUCAGAGGGGACAAAAAUGUGCCGGCCAGUUUAGAGCCUUCAUCCAGUGAAGCAGAGCAGCUGCCAACCACACUGAGUGUUAAUGCAAAGAUCCGUGCCAUCGAAGCCAAGCUGCAGAUGAUGGAAGAAAACCCAGAUGACUAUCCCGGCCCAUCUGUGUACAUCUACAACAAACCCCCCGAUAAAAGAGACAAGAGGUCCCAGCCCUACUACAAGCCGUUCCGCAAAUUCAGGAGAUGACCUCUCCAACAACUGGCCAAGUGUCUCUGCACUGAGCGGACUGUGAGAUGUGCGGAGAUAAGCUGCUCUUGUCUCUUGGCCAGUGUGAGACUGUAAUGUAUUAUGAGAAGAGAGUGUCCAAGACCUUCGAUUGGUAGUGCUUUUCUGUUUCUCAGCCAGCGGAGGAGUCUUUUUACUGUGAAAGACAACUGAUGUAAGCAAAAUCUAACCACAAAAUUCUAGUGAAUUUAGUUUUUCCUUCUUCGAAUAUUGAUGUUACCCAAGUCAUUUCAGUUCUUCAGGUUUUAAAGGGAUAGUUCAGUCAAAGGAUGACAGUUCUUUCAUCAUUUACU